Molecule: messenger RNA, 1134 nt
Organism: Aspergillus bombycis
Lineage: Eukaryota; Fungi; Ascomycota; Eurotiomycetes; Eurotiales; Aspergillaceae
Exons: 1
Coding region: 1-1134 (377 amino acids)
Biological process (GO): positive regulation of transcription from RNA polymerase II promoter by glucose
Cellular component (GO): nucleus
Molecular function (GO): sequence-specific DNA binding
Source: RefSeq, a predicted model, not a curated record
AUGGCUGCUCAGACGACUACUACCUCUAGCAUUGCAAUGGCGCUUGCUGGCAAGACAGCCUCUAUGGAUAUCCCCAAAUCUCGUUCUGCUUUCACUUCUGGUGGCCGCGAUUCCUCUCGUACAGGCCAUACCAUGUUACCAACUCCCCCUAACUCUAUCUCCCCGACUCUUCCUCCUCAGGCCUUCAAGGGCCAGGACGUGAGGCAUCCCGCAUCUCCUCCUUUUGCCACAUCUCAGGUUGAUUCCGAUAUCGAUUUGGGUGACGCCGAUGCAGACAGUCAGAAUCAGCACCAUCAGGGUGUUGGUGAUCUUGACAGCGCUGGGACAAUCACCCCCAGUAUGCUAGCCAAGUAUCACCUACCGGAGAUCAUGCUACAGCACGGACCCCUCGCCAUUCGCCAUGUCAUGGGCUACUUGACAACUUCAGUGCCAGGAUUUUCCCGAAUCCCUCCCGCUAAAGCACGACGACUAGUCGUUGCGGCAUUAGAAGGUCGGGGAAGUGAUGAGAAAAGUGGCGGUCCUGCAAGUGAUGUUAUCUUUGAGAAAGUUGGAUGGGGUCGUUGGGACGCACGACGUCGCGGCGAACCCUCACGCGAUGCGCAGCCUCAGAACUUGUCGCCACCCUCAAGCUUCUCGAAUUCUUUCUCUCAGCGAGGGAUACAGAUUCCUGGGAAGAGAGGGAGUCUGCAGCCUUACGGGUCCAGCGUGACUGGCGAUUCGGCUGUCUUCUCAUUUACGGAAAUGGAUUAUGCUGGGCACAUCUCGGAGCAUGAGGCGGAUAAGAUGUCACUCGAUGGGAAUGAACAGGAAUACUAUUCAUCUUCCGAGGCUCCAGAAGAUGAGAUUCAGGAUGAGGACUGGGGCGAAGAAGAUGUCACCGACGAAGAGGAUUGGGCACAGAUAGGGGCUGCAGCGCUUCGUGCGCGGUCCUUGAACGGCGGGGGCGGUUUCGUCAACGGACACCAUCCAUCGCCACAACUCCGGGGCGGUGGGCCUGCAUCAUCCUCUUUGGCGAAGUCUGCGCCGCGCAAACCUCCUAUUCAACAACUUGGUUUCUCCCUUCCAGAUGGUAUGGUAGGCAAUACCGAGGAGCGGGCCGCAGUGGAGGCGCUUUUGCGUCUCGGAUCCAUGUAA